AUGGAAUACUUCGACCUCGACCUCCCGUCUACCUCUCAAAGCUCCAAUUCAGGUUCUACUCUCGCCCCCACCGACGUCCAAGACCAGGGCACGCAAGGUGGUGCACUCCCACCUGGGGCUGCAGGGGCUGUUUCUAUAACCUCUGUGCACACGCCGCUGGACCACCCCAACGCCCCCACCGUGUCAACAGUGUUUCAUCCCAUGCUAUUGUUCGACGGACUAGCCCCCAACUUCAUCCUCCUCACCACAGACGGCGUUCACUUCUACGUCCACACCCACCACAUCAUCGCCGUCUCCAUGGACAGGAUGGGUAUGCUCCUCCCAAGCAACGUUGUCAACAUCAUGCUCCACAUCAUCUACGGCAUACAAUGCCUGCAAUACGCCCCAAACCUCGAGACGACCGAGACCGCGCUCGAGGCUCUCCACCUCCAAUACGGCGUUUCCAUUCAGGUGCACGCCGCGCCCCAUCUCCCUCUCUACCAGCUCAUCCUCUCCUACGCCCCGUUCUGCCCACUCGAGGCGUACACCGUUGCAGCGCACUACGCGCUCGAGGAGCUCGCCAUUGCAACCUCAAACCACCUGCUCGCCUACGACCUGUCGGAGGUGUCCGACGAUGCCGCUCGGAAGAUGGGUCCGAUCUAUCUCAAACGGCUGUUCAUCCUCCACCAAUCGCGCCUCGCCGCUCUCCACGACAUCCUCUUCCGUCCUCCUCGCGAACACGAGCCUGCUGUCGGGUGCAGCGGGGAGCAGAGGCAGCAGCUGACGGGUGACUGGAUAAUGACCGUAGAGCAACUGGUGUGGCAAGCUUCGCCCAGCACGUCGACGGAUACGCUGCGCUCGCUGCUGGAGCCGAUUGGGGCAGCCAUCACCUGUGCGCAAUGUGCGGUGAUGUUGCAGGGAAGAGUGCAGGGGGUCGUGAACGAGUGGUCCGCCGUGAAGGGAACCAUCUAG
Molecule: messenger RNA, 951 nt
Organism: Epithele typhae
Lineage: Eukaryota; Fungi; Basidiomycota; Agaricomycetes; Polyporales; Epitheliaceae
Exons: 5
Coding region: 1-951 (316 amino acids)
Source: RefSeq, a predicted model, not a curated record